ACCCAAACCCAUCGAUGAAAGCGCGUGGACAUAAGAUAUAGGAAGUUACAAUUCACAAGAACUUGUCAAGAAGAUUUUCGAUGACCAUUACAGUUACAUUACGCGUCCAGUCACUGCCAACCGACUAAAGCAUUGUUGCGUUUAUUUGUAUAUUUUGCCAUAAGGACGGGAACACCUUUUUUCGCUCACCUUUCGGUUGCGCAGUUGAGCUAUUUCUUUUCUUAUCAUCUAGUUUUGUACUACUGGUGGAAAAAGGGAGUUCCUUGUCGUCAAUGUUCAUAUGUACAGGAUAAAAAUAAAUGGACCAUUUUGCCAGUGGUUACAUCCUGAUUGGGAGAAGGCAGUGCUAGUGAGGUAUGCUGGAGAGGUCCUGUUUGUGUGUCAGCCAGCAGGAUGAGUGUGUCUGACGGUGUGGUAGGAGCGGCCAGCCUGGACGUAGAUCAACAACAGCCGCAGGCCGUCUUCCUCCAGAUCUACCCACGCCUGUCCCAGGACAAAGCAGCAUGUUGUACUCUCCAGGUCAGCCCAGGGGCCACAGCGGCCAUGGUCAUCCAGAAAGCAGGGGCCACUCUGGGCCUGGACAUGACCAGUCCGUAUGCCCUGCUGGAAGUCAGGCAGGCUGAAGGGGAGGAGAGGAGGCUAGGGGACACUGAGAUGCCUGUGGAGAGGGUGUUGCUUUGGCCCCCAGGGGCCAGAAAACGGCAUCCCCAGGAGAAGGGGUAUUACUUCAUCCUCCAAGCCCAGGGAGGUGAAGGGGCUCUGGGGUCAGAGAUGGACGGUGGUGGUGUACCUUCAUUAGAGGAAUAUGAUGACUUGUGCAGCCUCUCCACCCUGACCGAGGACACUAUCCUGGCCGCCUUGCGCCUGCGCUUCUACAAACACAACAUCUACACGUACGCCAGGGGCAUCCUGGUGGCAAUUAACCCCUUCAAGUUCCUGCCCAUCUACAACCCUAAGUAUGUCAUGAUGUACAACAACCAGCCACUUGGAAAAUUAAGCCCUCACAUCUUUGCAGUGGCGGAUGUGGCAUACCACACCAUGCUAAAGCAGCAGGAGAACCAGUGUGUGGUGAUAUCAGGGGAGAGCGGAUCAGGGAAGACCCAGAGCACCAACUUCCUGAUUCACUGUCUGACGGCGUUGAGUCAGAAGGGCUACAGCAGCGGGGUGAAGAGGACCAUACUGGGAGCUGGGCCUGUGCUGGAGGCAUUUGGCAACGCGAAGACAGCACAGAACAACAACUCCAGCCGCUUUGGGAAGUUCAUCCGGGUCAACUAUCUAAAGAGUGGGGUGGUGAGAGGGGCGGUAGUUGAGAAGUACUUGCUGGAGAAGUGUCGACUGGUGUUCAGAGCUAAGAAUGAAAGGAACUACCAUGUGUUCUACUACCUGCUGGUGGGAGCAUCCAAGGAGGAGCAGAGAGAGUUCCGUCUGCUGCAGCCUGAAGACUACACAUAUCUACAACAGGAGUACUUUCAUUUAGAAGACGCUGAGGAUCUCAGACAUGAGUUCGAGAGGCUUCAUCAGGCCAUGGAGAUGGUUGGAUUCCUGCCCUCUACUAAGAAACAGAUAUUUUCCAUGCUCUCUGCCAUCCUGUAUCUGGGCAACGUGACAUACACCCAAUCAGAAGACGGCCAGGCGCUGGAAGCGGGGCCAGCAGAUGUCCUCUCAACCCUGUCUGACCUGCUCAAGGUCAAACAAGAGUUGCUGAUGGAGGCUUUGACCAAGAGGAAACAAACAACAGCCAAUGACAAAUUAGUGUUACACUACACUCUCAAAGAAGCUGUGACAGCACGGGACUCCAUGGCCAAGUCUCUGUACAGCUCUCUGUUUGACUGGAUUGUCCUGCGCAUCAACCACGCUCUGCUCAACAGACGAGACAUGGAGGAGGCCGUCUCUUGUUUGUCCAUAGGUAUCCUGGAUAUAUUUGGUUUUGAGGAUUUCCAGACGAAUAGCUUUGAACAGUUCUGCAUCAACUACGCCAACGAGAAACUACAGUAUUACUUCAACCAGCACAUCUUCAAGCUGGAGCAGAAGGAGUACCAGGCAGAGGGGAUCAGCUGGAGUACCAUAGACUACACGGACAACCUGGGCUGUAUCCAUCUGAUCAGCCAGAAACCCACUGGGCUUUUCCACCUACUGGAUGAGGAGAGCAAUCUCCCUCAGGCCACGGAUGACACUCUGCUGAACAAGUUCAAGCAGCAGCAUCAAGACAACCCGUACUUCGUCCCCACCACAGUGAUGUUACCAGCUUUCGUCAUCCAACACUUCGCUGGGAAGGUCAAAUACCAGAUCAAGGAUUUCCGGAAGAAGAACACGGAUCACAUGCGUCCGGACAUCGUGGCGUUGCUACGUAGCAGCGAGCGGGCAUUUAUGCGUCAGCUGAUUGGGUCAGACCCGGUGGCAGUGUUCCGAUGGGGCAUCCUCCGGGCCACCAUACGCAUCAUAGCGGCCUUCAACGAAGCCGGAAGCCGCCGGGCAGUCCCAGGUCUGGUGAAACGCACCUCCCGUCAGUCUAUAGGGGAACUGAAGAGGAGACCGAGGUCGGCUCUGCAGAGACUGUCCAGCCACAGCUCCCUACUGGACUUCUCGUUCGAUCGGUCCGAUGACAAUCCUCUGGAGGUGUUUGAGGACAUCUUUGCCAACUAUGAGAAAAAGAAGAAGAGCAAGGCCAGCAAGCACAAGCAGCUCAUUCCUACGAAUCUGAUGAACUCUCGGUCCCUGAAGCACAUCGUAGGCCUGACGCUCCAUGACCGAGCCUCCCGCUCUCUGCUCCACCCACAUCAGAGGAAGAAACCACCCAGCAUCAGCGCUCAGUUCCAGGCGUCUCUCAAUAAGCUGCUGGAGACUGUGGGGAAAGCAGAGCCUUUCUUCAUCCGCUGUAUCCGUUCCAAUGCUGAGAAGAAGGAGAUGCUGUUUGAUAAUGCUCUGGUGCAACAGCAGCUGAGGUACACAGGCAUGUUGGAGACGGUACGCAUCCAGAAGUCUGGCUACAACGCCAAGUUCACCUUCACAGAGUUCCUAGAGCAGUUCAAAGUGUUGCUGCCUAAAGAAGCCACCACAGCACCAGAGGACAUAGCUAACCUGCUGCAGGAGAUGGGCCUAGGACAGAGCACGUACCAGAUUGGGAAAACCAAGGUGUUCCUGAAGGAGAGGGAGAAGCAGCAUCUCCAGGACACCCUGAACAGGGAAGUGAUGCGUCACAUCGUCAUCCUCCAGCGCUGGUUCAGGGCCUGUCUCAGCAGGAGCCACUUCCUCUACAAGAAAGACGCCGCCAUCAGAAUACAGCGAUGUUGGCGUGCGUUCCGGUCGGACACCAGAUGCCGUGCGGCCACAGUGAUCCAGGCAGCGUGGCGAGGCUCUCAGAAGAGGACAGACUACCUGAGAAAGAGGAACAGCAUCAAGAAGAUGCAGACACUGUUCAGGAACAAACCAGAUCUAAACAGCUCAAAGGCAGAGGUAGAGAAGCCCACGCCUCCCCAGCUCCCUUCCAAGACCCAGUCUAUGCCCCAGCCCCCGCCCAAGCUUCAGCCCAAGCACCAGAACCAGCCCUUGCCCAUGCACCAGACCCAGCACCAGAGAAGCCUGGAGAAGAAGGAGCUGAGGAGGCAGCACAGUUUGGAACCAAGCCCCAAUAGGAGCCUCCAACCAGGCCCAGAGGUUAACAGACAGGAGGCUACCCAAAGGAACACAGAAUCGGAGAAGAGAGAGGGUAGAGGCUCUCCACCUCCUCUAAACAGACCUCUCUCCCUUCCCCUGGACCCCAAUGCUGGCAGGGACGGAGAGGGGGCGCUCACCAGCCUGUCCCCUUACACAGGCACCCUGGAGCGCUACUCCCACUUGGAAGAUAUCAAGGAGCAUGCAAAGAGAUGGAAGAGCAGGAGGGAGGGAAGACAUCCGGAAGACUCCAGCCCUGAGAUCCAGCGGCCCAGGGAUAAACGCAUGGAGGGGUUGCUGCUGAACCGAGGGAAGUCUAUCUCGCUGGACAACGUAUCCAAACUCAGCUCCUCAGGGUCAGGCUCAGACAGCUCUUCCUCCAUUACUGAGGUCAGGGUGCGCUCCCGCAAGGUGCCCAAUCACAAGCGGCGGUUAGCCUACGCCCGAAGCGGGCUGAUGUUUAACCUUAAGGGUUCCCAGGAGAGCGAGUUUUGGAGCUUCCCCCUCCCGCCCAUGAGCCCCUCACCGGGGGUCAGUGGCAUGGGCCAGUCCAACCAACCAGAGGUCCACAUCCGUCCACGCAAACCUGAGGUCCAGUUUCAGAAAUCUUCAGAUAUUACCACGGAUGUUGGAAGGUUCAGCCUCCCAGCCAGGAGUACCAAUGAGAGCUCAAUUAUCAAAGACUACAGCCAAUCCCAGCCAACCACACCUGAGAGACUUGGCUUUUUCAGUAAGAUUAUGAAGAAAUGGCCCAAUAGAGACUCUCAGCCACCUGAGUACGGGAAGCGGACUAAUGAGAAUACACAAUCUGAAAAAGGAGCACACACACACAUCCUUCCCUUACCUACAGCCAUCUCUCCAUACUCCUACCCCUUGUUGAGCGAGGGCAGCGGGCAGCCUCAUAACCCGUCCAUCAGGAUCAGCCGAGCCGCGAGAGUUUCUGAGAAGUGGAAUGCUUCUCUGGAACGGGAGAUCACCAACACCAACGAGCUCCGAAACCUGGACGAGUUCCUGGGGAACCAGGUAAAUGAGCUGCGUACAAGGGCGAAGAAGCUGUCAGCGACAGAGAGCAUCUUCCUCACAGCCACCAUGCAGUUCAGAGAGACCAUCAAGGGCAUGUACUCCAUCUCGAAGCCCCACAUCAACUACAAGGGCUUGUUGAAGGGCUACCAGAACCGUGUGUCCAGUCUUGCCGAAGCCAAGCAGCAGACUGAGGUCCAGUCAGUGGUCAACCUGUUCCAGUCCGUUCUGGAUGGCUUCAUACGGGGAGAGAUCAAACGAGCGGAGGCUGGGCCGGUCAAGACCAUGAAAAAGACAAAGAUGAGAGGGAAAAAGAGCAAAUGUCCCAACAGCCCUCUAGAUCACAUGUUCAGUACGUACCAGGUGAACAUCAUGCAGUCCUGUGACCUGUGUGGUUCCUUCAUCUGGGGCAUGGAGAAGGCCUACAUGUGCAGCGCUUGCAAAUUGAUAUGUCACAAGAAAUGCCUCUCCAAAAUCAUCAACGCUUGCUCAACACGAUGCGCCAGGCUGGACGAUGGGGUACCUGGCCAUCUGCACUUUGGGGUACAGGUGUGUGUUCUGACCAGUAAGACCUACCCAAUCCCUAUGGUGGUACAGAUGAUGCUGGAGCAUGUGGAGAUGAAUGGCCUGUACACAGAGGGCAUCUACCGCAAGUCUGGCUCUGCCUGCCAUGCCAGGGAACUGCACCAGCUACUGGAGACCAACCCAGAGAGGGCAACUCUUGAGAAAUACUCUAUCCACACGGUGACUGGUCUGGUGAAACGCUGGCUCAGAGAGCUGCCUGAGCCCCUCCUUACCUUUAGCCUCUACAACGACUUCCUGCACGCUGUGGAGUUGCCAGAGCAAUCUGAACAGCUGCGUGCGGUCUACCAGAAACUGGACGACCUCCCCCCUUCUAACUUCAACACGCUGGAGAGGCUGGUCUUUCACCUGGUCAGAGUGGCAAAGGAGGAAGAGCACAACCGGAUGUCUGCUAACUCCCUGGCCAUAGUGUUUGCCCCCUGCAUCCUGCGAUCCCCUGACACCACAGACCCUUUCCUUAGCAUGAAGGACAUCUCCAAGAUAACCACGUGUGUGGAGAUCCUGAUCUUAGAACAGUUUAGACGGUACAAUGAGAAGAUGCAGGAGAUCACAGAGCUGGAGUUCGCUGAGGCCCUGGCCGUCAACAAACUGAUGCUCAAGAGACAGAACACUAUCUUAGAGAAAUCUUCAUCAGAGCUGGACGUACCUCAAAUGGAUGAUCUUAACCGAUCGGAUAUAGACAUGGAGUCAGAGAGGACUCUCAUCGAGAGGAUCAAAUCCAUCAAAGAGGAGAAGGAGGAGCUGGCGUGCAGGUUGCCAGAGUUGGAGCAGGAGAACUUUGACGACUCAGAGUCCAGAUUGUCGUUGUCUAUCAGCUCAGAGAGCCUGCUGGAGGAUAGAGUGAGAAGCCUAGAAUCAGAAGGCAGAGUGAACCUGUUGUGGAGGAACCAGAGGCAGGAGUGCCCUCCUAAGCCUGCUGACCUGGCCCAAAGAACUACAGCUACAGGCCCCAGAGACCAACCAGAUGGACAGAACCCCCAGCCCAACACCAAGGCAAGGAGCAGGAACCUCUCAGACCUGGACAUCCCCUUCAUAGAUGAGGAGGACUAGUCUGGGUGCCAGUCUGUUUUUGUUCCAUAUUGAAUUGUCAUUCCAAACAAUUGCGGUCAACUUGAGAACUAGAAAUACCUCUAAAAUACAGGAGUAAUCAGUGGAGCUGUAUUAUGGCAAUACAAACAAGAACCAUGCACUUUCUGUACAAUUUCCUAUGUGUGUGUGUGUGUGUGUGUGUGUGUGUGUGUGUGUGUGUGUGUGUGUGUGUGUGUGUGUGUGUGUGUGUGUGUGUGUGUGUGUGUGUGUGUAAUGACCAAAGCUGCCGUGGAUGUUGAAUGCGGUUGAGGAAACAUAAUGGAAUAACACAAGACACAGUGCAGUCUAUUGUACCAAUACAUCAUGAACCACAAAGGCUGUGUUUACACCGGCAGCCUAAUUCAGAUUUUUCUCCUCAUUAAUCGCAAAACUGUACUGCUUGUGUAAACACAGCCCAAGUAAAGAGAUGUGCCUUUGAUUUUAGCCAUAUACAAUCUCAUAUUAUUUUAAAGCCAAGUAUUUUGGAUGUGUCUUGCCUGUGAACAAUACUGUAACGAGGAGGAUUUUAUACAAGUGCCUUGUUUGCAAUGGACUACUAAUAUGCCACUUAGCUUGACAUUUUCUGGUACUGUGUGAAAUACAUUUUUAUUUUAUUUUUAUUUUAUUAACAUAAAACGAAAGCAAGAUUCUAUUUAGGGUUAUUAGUGGGCGUAUAUGUUUUCCCCCCACGGUGUUUAUGUAAAAGUGAGGGAUAUUUUCACCUUGGGCUGUGUUUACACAGGCAGCCAAUUUCCAAUCUUUUUUUCUUUUUUUAUAUAUAUAAUUAUUUUGAUCAAUCAGAUCAACUAUUUAGCCUCUAUUUGGGAAAAAAAUAGAAUUGGGCUGUAUGUGUAAAUGCAGCUUUGCUGUCAUAUGCCUAGGGCCUGCUUUUUGGUGCGGAAAUAAAGCCACUGUGCUUUACCAGUAUUUCCACCAUUAUCCUACACUAGUGUUGC
Oncorhynchus kisutch (coho salmon) is the source of this 7277-nucleotide messenger RNA. Its product is annotated as unconventional myosin-IXb. The transcript has 41 exons. The record is from RefSeq and is a predicted model, not a curated record. Gene Ontology annotation, biological process: actin filament-based movement; lamellipodium morphogenesis; intracellular signal transduction. NCBI's taxonomy places the organism in Eukaryota, Metazoa, Chordata, Actinopteri, Salmoniformes, Salmonidae. Bases 394 to 6303 code for a protein of 1969 amino acids. Gene Ontology annotation, molecular function: actin filament binding; ATP binding; ATP hydrolysis activity. Gene Ontology annotation, cellular component: ruffle; actin filament; myosin complex.